This is a messenger RNA of Penicillium angulare, 2061 nucleotides long. Its product is annotated as ubiquitin-specific protease UBP1. The record is from RefSeq and is a predicted model, not a curated record. Lineage: Eukaryota; Fungi; Ascomycota; Eurotiomycetes; Eurotiales; Aspergillaceae. The transcript has a single exon. Gene Ontology annotation, cellular component: nucleus; cytosol. Gene Ontology annotation, biological process: protein deubiquitination. The coding region runs from base 1 to 2061 and encodes 686 amino acids. Gene Ontology annotation, molecular function: cysteine-type endopeptidase activity; cysteine-type deubiquitinase activity.
AUGAAUGUUCACAGAGAGGGAAAUACCAUCUCAACUCGCCCCAUCCAUUACGCAAGCGCAAACAGCCACAAUGAGACAGCUCUCACAGCGUUACAGAAUAAUCAAGCUUUAGCCUACUCUCUUCUCGCCCUAUUCUCCAUAUACUUCCUCCUCGAUCAUUUUGGCUUUGCGCCUUUAUCCAUAAUCCGGCUCGCUUGGAACGUUCUUGUUCUCGCAACACCAUCGUGGAUCAUCGUUGCAUUGGAUACACGCAUGUCGCCAUCCGAUUCUUCUCCCACCGGUCAUUCCCCGAUGACAUUUCAGUCCAAGAAUGAAGCUAUGCAGCGCAUCUUUGGCCUCGACAACACAUCCUUCCCUACCUUUCGCCGUACACGAUCUCUCUCAGGCCUUGGAGGCGCAUUACUGGGCCACAACAGAGAUGCUGUCCCUCCUGGGUUGGGGAACUGGGAUAACUCGUGUUAUCAAAAUAGUACAAUCCAGGGGUUAGCCUCUUUGAAGACUUUGGCGAGUUUCCUAGAACGAAAUCUGGAGGCUUUGUCAGAGAAAGGAUCGUUCUCCACGCACCAAGCGCUCAAAGGAAUCAUCGAUCACCUAAACAGCGCAUCGAACUAUGGCUCCAAGCUGUGGAUCCCUGCAGAUCUCAAAUCCAUGAGCAGUUGGCAACAGCAAGAUGCCCAGGAAUACUUUUCCAAAUUGGUGGACCAGAUUGACAUCGAAGUACAGCACGCCUCACGGGGUCAGACAAGGAAUCUGGGGUUGAAAAUGGUUGGCCGAGAGGAGAACAUAUUGAAAGAAAUUUGCGAAGACAAUAUGGAGAUUGAUGGGAAAAUGGUGGAACAAUCGUCACUCCGUAAUCCACUUGAAGGGCUACUUGCUCAACGAGUAGGUUGUAUGAAAUGUGGCUGGACGGAAGGAUUGUCACUAAUUCCGUUCAACUGUCUUACUGUUCCUCUUGGUGGACAAUUCGAAUACGAUAUACGCGAAUGCCUGGAUCAAUACAUGACACUAGAGCCGAUUGAGGGGGUGGAGUGCGCUAAGUGUACGCUUUUGCGCGCGCAAGAACAACUCAAAAAUCUUAUUAGUGGCAUGGCUGGUGACGAGACAUCCUCCGAUGAUUUAAAAACACCUGGAUUGUCCGACGCCUUGAGGACUUCUGCACAGACACGACUCGAUUCUGUUUUGGCUGCCCUUGCAGAGGACGAUUUUACAGAGAAAACUUUGGUUGAAAAGUGCCAUAUUCCAUCCAAAAACCGAGUCUCUACGACGAAAUCCAGGCAGGCAGUCAUUGCACGAGCACCGCAGUGUCUGGUUGCCCAUAUAAAUCGAAGUCUUUUUGACGAAAUGACGGGCAUGCUCAAAAAGAAUUAUGCGGCGGUCAAAUUCCCGAAGCACAUGGAUUUAAAUGAUUGGUGUCUCGGUACACAAACCGGAGAUUCUAGCGAUGCACUGGAGCAAUGGGUCACGAACCCUUCAGAAUCCAUGCUUCCCUCACCUGGCCAAUCACUUCGUCUCCCCAGCAGACAGUAUGAACUCCGAGCGAUCAUAACACACUACGGCCGACACGAAAAUGGCCACUACAUCUGCUACCGCAAAUAUUCGACGACUGAGUUCCCAGCUGCUGUUCCCGAUGAAAUUCUCCAGGCAGAAGGCGACAAGGUUAAGUCAGAACGUUGGUACCGACUGAGUGAUGAUGAUGUGCAGAUGGUCAGCGAGGGGCACGUCAUGUCUCAAGGGGGUGCUUUCAUGCUUUUCUAUGAAGCCGUGGAAGACCAUCUACCCCCACAGCCUGAAGUAGAAUCACCUGAACUCAUUUCACAGGAGACAGCCGAGUCAAUCUCCAACUUCACAAUGUCCGAAAGCAUGUCCGUCACCAGCACUAUCACUGAUGCUGAUUCUGACACCUCUCGCGCAACAAGUGUCUCCGCCCCUGAUGAUACAUAUGUCUACGCUGAGGGUACCAAUGCGCCAAUUCCCCCUCCCAAGGCCUCUAGUACGUUGGAUAUCAAAUCGCAGAGUUCUCUCGAAGACUUGGCGUCGCCUUCCAUGGUCACCGCAUCAUGA